Clupea harengus (Atlantic herring) is the source of this 1465-nucleotide messenger RNA. It is a transcript of the gene nelfe, whose product is annotated as negative elongation factor complex member E. Gene Ontology annotation, molecular function: RNA binding. Lineage: Eukaryota; Metazoa; Chordata; Actinopteri; Clupeiformes; Clupeidae. The record is from RefSeq and is a predicted model, not a curated record. Gene Ontology annotation, cellular component: NELF complex. Gene Ontology annotation, biological process: negative regulation of transcription elongation by RNA polymerase II.
GCCUUGUCCAACACACCCUCAGCUAUGACAUCAUUUUUCUGCGCCUGUGUUGAUGUGAGAGUCAGUGGGAAUUAUCGAAAUUUCUUGAAACCAGAAAGGUUUAAAGAGCGUGAUCAAGAUGGUCGUCUUUCCAAGUGCUUUAACAGAGGAAGAAGAGGCUUUGCAAAAGAAGUAUGCCAAAUUGAAAAAAAAGAAAAAGGCCCUCUUGGCUUUGAAGAAACAGAGCUCCACUAAUCAGACCAAUCAGGCAGGACUGAAGAGAACGUUGUCAGACCAACCUGUGUUGGACUCGGCAUCAGCUACAGAGCAAGCAAAAAAGCUCAUCAAGUCUGGGGCCAUUAGUGCCAUCAAAUCAGAAAAUAAGAACUCUGGUUUCAAGCGCUCACGGACAUUGGAAUGCAAACUCAAGGACCCAGAGAAAGGUCCGAUACCUGCCUUCCAGCCAUUUCAAAGAAGCGUCUCCGCUGAUGACGAGCCUUCUGAGGCUAGCAAAAGGACUCACAGAAAAUCUCUCUAUGAGAGUUUUGUCGGCCCAGGUGAUCGUAUCCGUGACGAUGAGGAAGGAGGUGGGAUGGCCUUGCCUAGCAGGGAACCCGAACGUGAUCGUGAACAAGACGAGAAACGAAUCGAGAAACGAGACGAGAAACGAGACGAGAAACGAGAAAUGGAGCCAAAUAGAGAUAAAGAGAGGGAUCGGGAGAGAGACAGAGAGAGGGAGAGGGGCAGAGACAGAGAGCGCGAAAGAGAGCGCGAAAGAGACCGUGAAAGAGACAAGAGUAGAGAGCGGGACCAUGAUCGUGAAAGAGACCGCGAAAGAGAGCGCGAUCGGGACAGAGAGAGGGAUAGAGACCGGGAGAGGGAUGGACCAUUCAGACGCUCUGACUCGUACCCUGAGCGGAGAGGCGCACGGAAAGGCAACACGGUGUACGUCUAUGGCACAGGCCUGGUGGAGGAGGGCCUGCGCUCAGCCUUUUCCCCACACGGCACCAUCAUUGACCUGUCCAUGGACUCCCCACGCAACUGUGCCUUUAUAACCUUUGAGAAGAUGGAGUCAGCUGACCAGGCCGUUGCAGAGCUGAAUGCCACUUCAAUCGGUGACAUUCCCAUCAAAGUCAGCAUUGCCAGAAAACAACCCAUGCUGGAGGCGGCCACAGGGAAAUCUGUCUGGGCUUCUCUCGCUGUGCAGAACAGUGCGAAGGGUUCCUACAGAGAUAAGAGAAACCAAGUUGUGUAUAGUGAAGAUUUCCUUCACUAAAAUUGAGAAUUUAAGUAGGCUUGCUUAAUACUGUUUUUUUAUGUCCUGUGAGUAAUGGAAUCUAUUAGACUCAUGCUUGAUAGGAAAUAGGGGUGCUUGCUUUUGUACAGAUACAUCUAGACAUUAGGAACGCUUGUGCAAAGACGCGUUACUCAGCUUAUGUUGGCAGCAGCUUUUUUUCUGUGGCACUCAAUAAAGCUUGUCAAUACA